GUUAACAGCUCGCUACCUAUCUCUCUCGUGCACUCAUACCAGCGCACGCAUCGCGCAGUCGGAGUUCACUCACACAUCGCAUUAGGCUUUGCACGCCGCCAGUACGCCAGUACUAGCGACAACGUCACUGGGGCCCCAACACGUUCCUUCUGUCGCGACAAUCGCUGCUUCAUCGAAAACGUUUCUACGAACUGCCAUUGUUCGCGCCACAAUGCGUGACACUUAUGAAGUGGCUUAAUUGACGCGAAUUGUUUUUUAUUCGUAUAUCAGAUUUGAUGUUUUAAGAAUUAAUUCGCAACUUUUGAAAUUAUUAAUUGCGGUUUUUAAUCGCUCCAGUGGUCUAGUGAUGUUGAUAUGACUUGAUGUCACACGGAUAUUGGACUGGCCGGUGAGGAAGCAUCUGAAAACAUAGCGUUGAAACUUCAAAGACCGCAUUCGACAUCAAACGAUCUCUCACCAACAUCAAUCUGAAGAGGCUAUUAAACGCUAAUUCAAUCAUAAAAACAAACAUGACGACGCACUAUUUCCGUACAAAUCGCGGGUGAAUAAUUUAACACAUGAGCUCGGAACAAGAAGCCGCGGUUACAUGUAAAGAGACAGAGUGCGGUAGCGAAAGAGAGGCUACAGAUAUGCAGACUAUGCUAUCAGCUUACGUCGCGCCCAGUUUGAUUGAUCAGGUGGACCCCCGACUCGUCCAGGCUCACGACGCGUACGAAAAUGAUCCCUCAUACGGCGCUGACUGCCAGUACGUACAGGCAGGGGGAGGCGUUUAUGAAGGCGAAGAAGAAAAGAUAAAUGUUGAUGAGGAAGAUAGGGAAGACGACCUUAUUAUAGCUGACGAUAUUUCCGCAUCAGAUAUGCAAUUACAAUAUCAAAACAAUUAUUACUUAAACACCUUUGCGACUGAGAUCGAUUUCAAAGCUCAAGAAAACAUAAAUACUCAAUAUUUAGCUGAUGAAUAUAAAGGGAGAACAAAGGCGGAAGUGAAAAAAGAAAAGUUCAGCGAAUUUUCAUGGCAUCCCCACGUCUAUGGUAAACCGCCAAAGAAGCCGACGCCGCAUAAUAUCGAAUACAUAUUAGGGAUGACUGAUUCAACAGCGGAGAUGAGUCAUAAUUAUAAGGAAGCAAAAGAUGUCAACCAUGCAGGAGGCCGCAAAUCUAAUUUUGGGGUAAAAAAAGGCUUCUCAUAUACUGAAAGGAGUAUUCAAGUACAAACCGAUUUUCCUGAACGGAAAUACAAUAUUAGCGUUCACAAAAAUAAACUUCAGGAGCAGCUUCUUCAAAGAACAGCUAGAUCUGCAGAGAAUAGUUACGAGAACAAAGUACAGUAUGCUAUUAAAUACGAGGACCAGCCUCUCAACCUGUCGGUGCCAAAGAGCAGAGCUGACGACGAUAACACGCCUAAAAAUUCGUCGAAGUUAGUUAAACGGAAGAAGUCGAUGGAGGACGUGCGCUCGCCUCUUGGAGGUGAGGGCUCCCUCACCAGCGAGGAGGGGGAGGACCUGGGCACCGGCAGGAGGAAGAAGGCGCGCACCACCUUCACCGGCCGCCAGAUCUUCGAGCUGGAGAAGCUGUUCGAAAUCAAGAAGUACCUGUCCUCCGGCGAGCGGGCCGACAUGGCCAAACUACUCAAUGUCACAGAAACACAGGUGAAGAUCUGGUUCCAAAAUCGGCGAACAAAGUGGAAGAAGAAGGACAACCUCACAAACGCCGAGGUGGCGGAGAUGAAGCAGCAGAGCAAGCCUGGCGGUGAAGAAAGGAAGCCAGAAGAAUCGCCGAAGGAGGACCCGCUAGCUAUUGAUAUGACUAAGAGGAACUGUAACAAGAUCCUCAGCGAGAAACUAAAAGUCGUCAAACAAGUCCAAGCCCAAAGCACAUCCCCAAAACUGCAAAAAGUAGAGAAAGGCGUCGCGCUUGAUACGGUAUGCGCUCCCGAUGAUAUCGAGAGCCGGAUUUCGAUCACCAAAAUCACCAACAAAUUAUCUUGCACCGAUUUAUCUCGAGACCAGGUAUCGGUCAGGAGUUUCAAUCCUGAGGAGGGAAAAGACUUAAAUUUUGAGGUUGUUAGUAGAAAUGUUGAGAUGUAAGUUGUCAGAGGCACAGGGCAAACAAAACAGGAACUUCGGUUUCUCAUCUAAUACAAACUGAAAUCAGGCUCUUCUUUUGCGCAGAAAAAUGGAAACGUGAUUUUACAAUUUCAAAUAUUGCAUCCUUUAUUUAUUUCUUUCUUUCUUGGAAAACCAACAGCUUACAAGACAAUACAAUUUAGAUUCAAAAAUACAAACAAAUAGCCAAUUACAGGUUUUCACCAAAAAAAAACAUAAUAGGUAAAGUCAGCCGCUGGUGGCUGACAAAAAUUUGUCAUCAUUACGCUCGCUCAAAUCGUCACGCAUCACGUUUCCAAACAUA
Molecule: messenger RNA, 2409 nt
Organism: Pectinophora gossypiella (pink bollworm)
Lineage: Eukaryota; Metazoa; Arthropoda; Insecta; Lepidoptera; Gelechiidae
Gene: NK7.1
Exons: 4
Coding region: 558-2087 (509 amino acids)
Biological process (GO): regulation of transcription by RNA polymerase II; cell differentiation
Cellular component (GO): nucleus
Molecular function (GO): RNA polymerase II cis-regulatory region sequence-specific DNA binding; DNA-binding transcription factor activity, RNA polymerase II-specific
Source: RefSeq, a predicted model, not a curated record